Pyrus x bretschneideri (Chinese white pear) is the source of this 1758-nucleotide messenger RNA. Its product is annotated as kinesin-like protein KIN-14L. The record is from RefSeq and is a predicted model, not a curated record. The transcript has 6 exons. NCBI's taxonomy places the organism in Eukaryota, Viridiplantae, Streptophyta, Magnoliopsida, Rosales, Rosaceae. Gene Ontology annotation, molecular function: microtubule binding; ATP binding; microtubule motor activity. Gene Ontology annotation, biological process: microtubule-based movement. The coding region runs from base 1 to 1758 and encodes 585 amino acids.
AUGGAGGGAACGAAGUGGAAGAAAUAUGAAGUUUUUAAGGACACUCAACCAUUGAUCAGGUCUGUGAUGGAUGGUUACAAUGUAUGCAUUUUUGCUUAUGGUCAAACCGGAUCCGGUAAAACACAUACUAUGGGUGGUCCAUCAGGUGGAUCAGCUGCGGAUAUGGGGAUUAAUUAUCUAGCUAUCAGCGAUUUGUUCCAGAUGUCAAACAAAAGGAAGGAUAUCAUAGAUUAUGACAUUCAUGUUCAAAUGGUCGAAAUUUACAAUGAACAAGUACGAGACCUUCUUGCAGAAGAUUCAUCCACUGCCAAAUUAGAGAUACGGAGCUGCACUGGUGAUAAUGGCUUGAGUAUUCCAGAUGCUACAAUGCAUUCAGUGAAGUCUUCUACUGAUGUCCUAAAACUCAUGAAAGUUGGUGAGAUGAAUCGUAUGGUCAGUUCGACUGCUAUCAAUAACCUCAGCAGCCGUUCCCAUAGUAUCCUUACAGUCCAUGUGAAUGGCAAAGAUACUUCUGGAGGUACUCUACGCAGUUGCCUUCAUUUAGUUGACCUUGCGGGAAGUGAAAGAGUGGACAAAUCUGAAGUUACAGGAGAUAGGCUGAAAGAGGCACAGCAUAUCAACAAGUCUCUUUCUUGUUUAGGAGAUGUUAUCGCAGCCUUGGCUCAGAAGAAUUCUCACAUCCCUUACAGAAACAGCAAACUCACACUUCUGUUGCAAGACUCCUUAGGUGGACAUGCUAAAACUUUAAUGCUUGCUCAUGUGAGUCCAGAAGAGGAUUCCUUCAGUGAAACUAUCAGUAACUUGAAGUUUGCUCAGAGAGUUUCCACUGUGGAACUCGGUGCUGCUCGUUCAAACAAGGAGAGUGGUGAGGUUAUGCAACUCAAAGAACAGAUUGAGAGACUUAAAAAGGCAUUAGCAAACAAAGAAGGUCAGUGUGUAUCAAGAACAACAACUGAGAGAACUCCUCAACGUCUUAGAAGAUUAAGCAUUGAAAGUUGCAGCACUGUGAAGACCGAGAAGGCAAAAACCCCUUAUCUUCCAACUCGUUCAAGGAGGUUGAGCUUGGAAGGUCCAAGAUUGAUUAAGAAGGAUAAUCUAAAUAUAUCGCAUGACAUGGGGAAAUUCCUUCCAGCUGAGGCAGUGCCAAUGCAGGAAUGUGGUCAACUUCAAAAUGCAGCAGCAGUCACUACCCCGUUGGGCCAUUUCAGUAAUGCGGAUUCCACAUUAGAAGUGUUUUGUUCCAAGGCUCCUCAAAGUCCAACGAGCGUUACCUACGAGAAGCAAGUGUUAGAAACAGAUAGUAGAACACAAGUUCAUUCUCUUCAGCCACCAAAAACACCCGAACCUCGUCCCAGAUCUCCUCUAACUCCAGCAAGUGCUACAUAUCAGAAGCGAGUGUUGAAACCAGGUAGUAGAAACCAAAUUCCUUCUCCUCAGAAACCAACAACAUCUGAGCCUCAGACCAAGGCUCCUCGCAGCCCAAAGAUGGCUAGCAAUCAUAAGAGAGGGUUAAUAACAGAUAAGAAGACACAAGUUCGUCCCCUUCAGCUAUCAACAACGACGCCCGAACCACAAAAGCAUUCCCGAAAUGAGGUACAGAUUGUCAUGCAAAGUAAGGUGACUCUUUCUACAGAUUAUCUGACACCUAAUUUGACAAGUACCACAAGUCGAAACGGAUCUCAGAUAAGGAAAUCUCUGCGGACUAUUGGAAAACUGAUCAAUGGCUCUGAGAAGAGGUGGGUGAAACUCAUGUUUUGA